CUCGCAUGCCGGCCCAGAGCAGCUUAGCACUAGGGUUUCCCCCCACCUCUUAGGCCCGCCGCCGCCGCCCCGGUGCUUCAUCGGCUCGCCGUGUUCGUACGAAGGCGACCCUCCCCCUCCUUCCCCGUCGCACUCCCUACCGCCGCCGACGCCGACGCCAUGGUGAAGUACUCGCAGGAGCCGGGCAACCCUACCAAGUCGGCCAAGGCCAUGGGCAGGGAUCUCAGGGUCCAUUUCAAGAACACAAGGGAGACAGCUUUUGCACUUCGCAAGCUGCCUUUGACCAAGGCUAAGCGGUACCUUGAGGAUGUUAUGGCACACAAGCAGGCGAUUCCCUUCCGGAGAUACUGUGGGGGUGUUGGUCGUACCGCACAAGCAAAGUCUCGCCACUCAAAUGGACAGGGACGCUGGCCUGUUAAAUCAGCCAGGUUCAUAUUGGAUUUGCUCAAGAAUGCUGAGAGUAAUGCUGAUGUGAAAGGUUUGGAUGUGGACAACCUCUAUGUUUCACACAUCCAGGUGAACCAAGCCCAGAAGCAGAGGCGCCGCACCUACCGUGCUCAUGGACGCAUCAAUCCUUACAUGUCCUCACCUUGCCACAUUGAGCUGAUCCUUUCAGAGAAGGAAGAGCCUGUGAAGAAAGAGCCUGACAACAUCGUCGCAUCAAGGAAACAGUGAAGUAUGUAGGCUUGCUGAGCGAGGCUAUUCUGUGGAAGAAAUUGUAGCUGUAGCACUUUUAUGUACGUUUUCCAGCAGCCUUUCCUAAGAUAUUUCUACUGCCAAUAUUUUGAAUCUUGUUUGUUGCCUAGUCUGAUUCUGUAUUGAGUGAUUGCGGUGUGCCGCAUCGACUUCCCGAAUCACAUGAUGUCAAUGUCCUGAAACAAAACAUCAGAAUCGGGCAAAGUGACCGGUGAUCUGCACUGGUGGUUGUUCCCUAAAACUUGUAUGAUCACCACGUGACGUGAAAAGUUGAAGCCGAGUUCGUAGUUAA
Molecule: messenger RNA, 988 nt
Organism: Panicum virgatum (switchgrass)
Lineage: Eukaryota; Viridiplantae; Streptophyta; Magnoliopsida; Poales; Poaceae
Product: 60S ribosomal protein L17
Exons: 7
Coding region: 160-675 (171 amino acids)
Biological process (GO): cytoplasmic translation
Cellular component (GO): ribosome; cytosolic large ribosomal subunit
Molecular function (GO): structural constituent of ribosome
Source: RefSeq, a predicted model, not a curated record